Scleropages formosus (Asian bonytongue) is the source of this 2127-nucleotide messenger RNA. RefSeq names its product v-akt murine thymoma viral oncogene homolog 2 (gene akt2). The transcript has 14 exons. The record is from RefSeq and is a predicted model, not a curated record. Gene Ontology annotation, molecular function: protein serine/threonine kinase activity; ATP binding. Lineage: Eukaryota; Metazoa; Chordata; Actinopteri; Osteoglossiformes; Osteoglossidae. Gene Ontology annotation, biological process: protein phosphorylation. Bases 314 to 1756 code for a protein of 480 amino acids.
AAGUGGAGGCCACAGCUAGGCGCAGUAUUUUCAAUUUUGUUCUUUUUUUGGAACCGGGACGGAGUGCGGACACGCCGGCGGCGGAGCUGCGGGGGGAAAAGACUAGGGCAGCCGCAGCGGCGCGUCCCGUCCGUAUCGUUGUCUGAGUCAGUCAGUGUAUCGUGUCUGUGAGGCGCGGGGGAAGACAAGCUGAGACAGCGACACGAGCUGCAGCGUGGGGGCUCGAGACCCGGGGCAGCUGUCAUCAAUCAUUACACUUACCUGCUGCCCCUGUUGUGACAAUUCCCUGACCUUGUAACAUCCCUGCCCCAGCAUGAAUGAAGUCAGUGUUGUGAGAGAGGGCUGGCUCCACAAGAGAGGUGAGUACAUUAAGACAUGGAGGCCUCGAUACUUCAUUCUGAAGAGUGAUGGCUCCUUCAUUGGCUACAAAGAGAAACCGGAGACAUCUGACCUCAUUCAACCCCCCCUCAACAACUUUUCGGUGGCAGAAUGCCAGCUGAUGAAAACUGAGCGGCCUCGCCCCAACACUUUUGUCAUCCGCUGCCUGCAGUGGACCACAGUCAUUGAACGCACCUUUCACGUGGACAGGAGUGAGGAAAGGGAAGAAUGGAUGCAGGCCAUCCAAGCAGUGGCCAACAGCCUGAAGACACAGGAGGUAGAUGAGCCCAUGGAAAUCAAGUUUGGCUCUCCCAGUGACCCCAGUGGGAUGGAAGAGAUGGAGGUGUCCAUAUCUAAGUCCCGACCCAAAGUGACAAUGUGUGACUUUGACUACCUUAAGCUGCUUGGAAAGGGCACUUUUGGCAAGGUGAUCCUGGUUAGAGAGAAGGCAACAGGGAUGUACUACGCCAUGAAGAUUUUGCGCAAAGAUGUCAUCAUUGCAAAGGAUGAGGUAGCGCACACAGUGACUGAGAGCAGAGUUCUUCAAAACACAAGGCACCCUUUCCUAACAACACUUAAGUAUGCUUUUCAAACUCAUGACCGACUUUGUUUCGUGAUGGAGUAUGCCAACGGAGGAGAGCUAUUCUUCCACCUGUCACGAGAGCGGGUGUUCACAGAGGACCGAGCACGUUUUUAUGGUGCAGAGAUCGUAUCGGCACUUGAGUACCUACACUCACGGAAUGUCGUCUACAGGGACCUCAAAUUGGAGAAUCUCAUGCUUGACAAGGACGGCCACAUAAAAAUCACAGACUUUGGCCUUUGUAAAGAGGGCAUCACAGAUGAGGCCACCAUGAAAACCUUCUGUGGAACUCCAGAAUACUUGGCCCCAGAGGUACUGGAGGACAAUGAUUACGGACGGGCUGUGGACUGGUGGGGGCUAGGUGUGGUUAUGUAUGAGAUGAUGUGUGGCCGGCUGCCCUUCUACAACCAAGAUCACGAGCGCCUAUUUGAGCAGAUCCUAAUGGAAGACAUCCGCUUCCCACGUAACCUGUCCCCUGAAGCCCAAGCGCUGCUGGCUGGCCUGCUCAAGAAGGACCCAAAGCAGAGGCUUGGAGGCAGCCCUGAUGAUGCUAAGGAAGUGAUGAGACACAAGUUCUUCAUAUCCAUCAACUGGCAAGAUGUCCUGCAGAAGAAGCUGAUCCCGCCCUUCAAGCCCCAUGUGACGUCUGAAACAGACACACGUUACUUUGACGACGAGUUCACAGCACAAAGCAUCACAGUUACACCCCCAGAUAAAUAUGGCAACCUGGACUGUGAAGAAUCAGACCAGCGCACCCACUUUCCCCAGUUCUCCUAUUCCGCCAGCAUACGGGAGUGACAUUCUCUCUCACACGCACGCACACGCAAGGUGGGGGAGCCAGAAACAUAACUACCCCCAUCUCCCACAUGCAUCGACUCUCACCAGCAGUGACUCUAAAUAAAUGGGAAAGAAGCGGUUAACGCACAGCGCCUCAGAAGCCGUGGACAGUAGCGAGUGGAGAGCCAGUCCGCUCCAGGCCCAACGCUACAUAGCAACGGCGCAUCACCUCGCCAACAGCACAUGGCCAAUGCCAGUCAGUGGCAGUGGGUGAGCCAGCAUGCACCAGCCAAUACUCCCAGAGAAUGCAGCUGCAAAAUCCCACCUUGAAGCAUUUCUUUUUUUUUUUUUUUUUUUAAAGAACUCACCAAAAAAUGCAGGGGGGGGAAACA